AUGCCCAAAUCCCCCUUUCAAGACCCAGAGGCGUCUUUCGACGCUUCUGACGCCGAAUCCGUCAUGAACCUGCCGCAACUAAACGUCAGGCCGAGACCGUCGUUGCGUUUUGCCUUGCCCAAACGCAGUGGCACGAAGAAACUGAAAAAUUCCUCCAAUUCUCCCCAAAUCUCGUCUCCCUUUGCUGACUCUGCAGACACAUUUGACGACGACGUGCCGAUUUCGCCGCUCUCGGCCUCUUUCAACGAAGAAAUGCCCAUGAAACGACUCAGAUGGGGCACUACUAGACAUCCAACGGGAAAACCCAAAAAGGAAGCCAUUGGACGGUCCAAGACGCUCAGACAGGUGCUUCGCUCGAAACUGAGACGAGCAAAGUCCCCAGAGACGGCGGCCUCGGAAAAUCUGGAAAUGGAUCUUGACAUCAUUGACGACUAUGCAUUGGACGAAAAACCCGCUGUGCCAGAGCCCUCGGCGGCUGCCAACGAUAAGAAACACGAAACACGAACAAUCUUCUUCAACCGUCGCCUCCCGAGCCUGAUGCUAGAUCCCCAAACGGGCCUAGCGGCCACAAACUACCCGAGGAACAAGACGCGAAGCGCCAAGUAUACGCCGCUUUCGUUUCUACCGAAAAUGCUCACCAAAUCGUUUACUUCAGACAUUGCCAACUCGUAUUUUUUGUUUUUAAUUAUUUUGGGCGCUUUUCCCAUCUUCGGCGUCCCGAGCCCCGUGCUUGCUGCGGUGCCCUUGAUCGUGAUCCUCAUCAUUACAGCAUUCAAAGAGAUGAUUGAAGAUUCGAGACGAACCGCCCAGGAUAUCGAGGUGAACAAUCAGCCAACUCAUAUUCUAUCGCAGGUGAAAGAGGACUCAGACUUCCACUACGAGAACAACAACGUCAACGACGAAAAAGUGCUGCUCUGGCGAAGAUUUAAAAAACUCAAUUCUCGGCUUCUACUACGCUUUGUCCGGCUGUUCAUCCGAAAUUGCACUCGCAAGGGCAGGGCCCAGAAAAAGCGUGAAGAAAUGCAGCCAGCGGUCGAAAACAACAACAGAAAGUCAUUUGAUUCCAUGGCGGAAUAUAAUCCCAGGGCGUCUAUGGCUACCGCACGCACGGAUUUCAGAAAAUCCUUUGCUUCACGGCGUUCUUUCUACGGCAAAGAAAAGACCCUUGCCUUUUCUCGUAAAACAUGGAAAGAAGUGAGAGUUGGUGAUGUGAUCCGAGUCCACAACAACGAGGAAGUUCCCGCUGACGUUCUUAUUUUGUCAUCGAGCGAUUCAGACAACUGUUGUUUUGUAGAGACGAAAAAUCUCGAUGGAGAGACGAAUCUCAAGGUGAAACAAGCGAUGAAGUUCUCCUCACAGAACAAGAACCUCAAACGCGCUGAUGAUUUUAUGGAUCUCGACUUUGAGGUUGAAAGUGAGGGUCCUCAUCCCAAUUUAUACUCUUACCAAGGUUUCGUUUUGCACAGCACCAACGGAGAGGCACUGAAGGAGCCUGCAACUAUCAACAACUUGAUGCUUCGUGGUUGCACAUUGAGAAACACAAAGUGGGUGGUGGGCAUUGUACUUUUCACAGGACCCGACACCAAAAUCAUCUUGAAUACUGGUGAAACUCCUUACAAGAAGUCGAAGUUGUCACGAGAGCUCAACUACUACGUGUUGGUCAACUUUGGCGUGCUAUUUCUCAUUUGCUUUGUCUCUGGUCUUGCCAACGGAAUAUACUAUCGACAGGACAAUACAUCACGAACGUUUUUCGAGUACGGGACAAUAGCAGGCACUCCAGCUAAAAACGGUGUGGUGGGCUUCUUUGUAUGUGUCAUUUUGUACCAGGCAUUGGUGCCCAUCUCGUUGUACAUCACAAUUGAGAUCAUCAAAUCCAUGCAAGCUUUUUUCAUCUACAGCGACGUUGGUUUAUAUUAUGACAAGCUUGACUUCCCGUGUAACCCAAAGUCGUGGAGUAUUUCAGACGAUUUGGGUCAGAUUGAGUACGUUUUUAGUGACAAAACAGGGACCUUGACGCAGAACCUCAUGGAGUUCAGAAAGUGUACCAUUCGGGGUGUCUCUUACGGUAAUGCUUACACUGAAGCGUUGGCUGGAUUGAGAAAGCGUCAAGGCGUUGAUGUUGAGACAGAGAGUCGCGUUCAAAAAGAACUCAUUGCCAGAGAAAAAGAGGAGAUGCUUACAGAUCUUCGAAGCAUAAGCAAAAAUAUUUACGACGAUGAGUUGAGCUUAGUCUCCAAGCAAUUUGUUGCUGAUCUCAAGGGAAAUUCAGGACCAGAGCAGAAGAGUGCUACCGAGGAGUUUAUGCUCACUUUGGCGCUAUGCCACUCUGUAGUGGUCGAAGAAGACCCCAAAAAUCCAACCAAGAAAUUGCUCAAAGCGCAGUCUCCAGAUGAAGCUGCUUUGGUGGGCACAGCAAGAGCUUUGGGCUACUGUUUCAUGAACAAAACAAAAACAGGAUACGAAUUACUGGUGCAAGGCGCAGAUAAGGAAUAUCAAGUUUUGAACACGCUUGAGUUCAACUCCACAAGAAAGAGAAUGAGCGCCAUCAUCAGGAUGCCGCCAGACACAGAAGGCGCCGAGCCAAAAAUUGUGCUUCUUUGUAAAGGAGCCGACUCCAUAAUUUACUCCAGGUUAUCGAAGUCGAAGAAUACUCCCGAAAUGCUUGCAAAAACAUCCAAACAUUUGGAGGAAUAUGCCACUGAGGGACUUCGUACUCUUUGCAUUGCCAAAAGAGAAUUGACACCCAGUCAAUACAAGGAAUGGAACAAGAGACAUUUGGAGGCGUCCGCUUCGCUUGAAAAUAGAGAAGAGAAGAUGGAGGCCGUGGCCGAUCUGAUAGAGAGAGAAUUGGUACUUUUGGGAGGAACAGCCAUCGAAGAUCGUCUUCAAGACGGAGUGCCCGAGUCGAUCUCCAUGCUUUCUGAAGCCGGAAUUAAGCUUUGGGUUCUCACAGGCGAUAAAGUUGAGACAGCGAUCAACAUUGGGUUCUCGUGCAAUUUGCUUGGGAACGACAUGGAGCUUCUUGUGCUCAAGACGGACUUGACCGAGGAAGAGAAAAAGCGCCAUGGGGUGAUUCCUGGAGACGACGACAAUACGAUCAUUGGCCGGUUGGUGACAAACUAUCUUCAAAACUUCCAAAUGUGUGGUUCUGAGGAAGAGCUCGAAGCAGCAAAAAAUGACCAUUCCACACCCAAUGGACGUUAUGGUGUGGUUAUCGACGGUGAUGCGCUCAAGUUAGCUCUUUCCGACGAAGACACUCGCCGCAAGUUCCUUCUUUUGUGUAAACAGUGUCGUGCUGUUUUGUGCUGCCGAGUCUCGCCUUCCCAGAAAGCUGCUGUGGUGCUUAUGGUCAAGGACACUCUCAAAGUCAUGACCUUAGCGAUUGGCGAUGGAUCUAACGACGUGGCGAUGAUUCAAGCUGCCGACGUCGGAGUGGGAAUUGCAGGCGAAGAAGGGCGCCAGGCAGCGAUGCUGUCGGAUUAUGCCUUGGGCCAGUUCCGUUUUUUAACUCGUCUUUUGCUCACCCACGGAAGAUGGGCGUACCGCCGAAUGGGCGAGAUGAUCCCAUGCUUUUUCUACAAAAACAUCAACUACACGUUUGCCUUGUUCUGGUACAGUAUUUUCAACGAUUUCGACGGAUCGUACUUGUUUGAUUUCACGUACUUGACCUUCUGCAACUUGGCGUUCACCUCCUUACCUGUUAUUGUGUUGGCUGUCUUCGACCAGGACGUGAGUCCCACGGUGUCAAUGAUCGUGCCUCAAUUAUACCGUGUUGGGAUCAUGCAAUCUGAAUUCAACCAGUGGAAAGUGUGGAUUUACAUGCUCGAUGGGUUCUACCAGUCAGUUGUGUCGUUUUUUUUCCCCUGGCUACUUUACUUCAAAACCUUCACUUCGAUGAACGGCUUGGGAAGUGACCAUCGCUUUUACGUUGGAGUUGUUGUUACUUGCAUAUCGUGUAUUGCCGCCAACACCUAUGUGUGGUUGCAGCAGUACCGGUGGGACUGGGUCUCGUUUAUAUGCAACAUUUUUGGAGGCGUCAUAAUCUUUGCCUGGACAGGCAUCUACACAUGCUUUGUGGCGUCCCAGGAAUUCUACAAAGCUGCAGCAGUUGUAUUUGGAAUGGGCUCUUUCUGGGCAUGCACCUUUAUUGGCAUCAUCGUGUGUCUCUUACCUCGUUUCUGCUACGACUCGAUCAUGCGGUUGUAUUAUCCAAAAGACAGUGACAUUGUACGUGAAUGUGUUAAAAGAGGCGACUACUCCAUGUAUCCCAGAGAUUAUGACCCCACGGACCCGAAUCGCAUUCGCAUUGACACUAAAGCCGAGCUGGACCUGACAUUAAUCGAAGAAAAACCGAAAAACCCCAUGCAAAGACGCUCAGUGGUGGAUAUGGUGCGUCGGCUGAUGAUAGGAAAGUCCAUGUUCUACAAUGACAGCAGCGAGAUCAUCGAGACGUAUAAACUUGAGAACGUGAGCUCAGCAGCGCUCAUCAACGAGGAGCGGUCGUCUGUGAUUCUGCGGCAGCCUACCAACGUCCGUGCGUCGCUCGAGUUGCACGAAUUGACUACUGUGGAGUCGUUGAAGGAAGUUGUGGGAAGAAGAUUUGGCAUUGACCGAGAGAGCUAG
Candidozyma auris is the source of this 4623-nucleotide messenger RNA. Its product is annotated as aminophospholipid-translocating P4-type ATPase. Gene Ontology annotation, biological process: phospholipid translocation. Gene Ontology annotation, molecular function: magnesium ion binding; ATPase-coupled intramembrane lipid carrier activity; ATP hydrolysis activity. The transcript has a single exon. Lineage: Eukaryota; Fungi; Ascomycota; Pichiomycetes; Serinales; Metschnikowiaceae. The record is from RefSeq and is a predicted model, not a curated record. The coding region runs from base 1 to 4623 and encodes 1540 amino acids. Gene Ontology annotation, cellular component: plasma membrane.